CAGGAAACAGAUGUAUGAGAACCCGCUGUACGAGCAGAGGAGGAACCUGGACCGCCAGGCCGGCCUCACCUCCGACGCCGGGGGGAAGAAACGAAAACAUGAGGACGAGGCCGGCAAGGACAAGGAGGAGAAGUCCAAACACAAGAAGGACAAGAAAGACAAGGAGAAGAAGAAGGAGGAGGUACCGACGGAGGAGAAGGUGAAGAAGGAGGUGGAGGAGAAGCCGGGCCAGAAGGAGGAGGAUUUAAAACCUCCUAAAGGUCUGGAGGAGGAGAGGCCGUCCUUCAGCAAGAAAGACGAGGAAGAGGAGCAGGUUAAAGGCAGCAAGAAGGAGGACAAGUACCGGCACAGGAGGGAGGAGGAGGACCGCUACAAAUACAGCAGAGAAGAAGAACACCGGCAUCGCUACGACAACCGUCCAAAGUACGGACCGAGAGACGAGGACUUUAAACACGGGAAAUACCCCGAGUCCAGAUUCAGGUCUGACCGGGAGGAGGGGAAACCAAAGGAACCCUUCAAAAAGCCUCAACCAGAGAAACCAGCAGCCAAACCAGAACCCAUACAAGAACCCCCUCCAAAGCCCUACGACCCGCCAAAGAUCCUCUGUGGACCCAGUCCCGCCAUGAGGGCGAAGCUCCGCAAGCAGAGUCUGGAGGUCGGAAAACCAGCAGCCGGACCCUCCUCUUUGACCUCCCCCACGUUUGGGAAGUUCACCUGGAAGAAGAGGGAGAACUUCCUGGCGAAGGAGGCAGAGAAAGUGGCCGCCGAGUUCAUCAAGGAGGACGAGGCGGCGGCGAACCUGGACCCGGCUCCAGCCCAGGAUUCCUUCUCCAAAUCUGUGGCGGUGGCCAAAGAGAUCGCGCAGAAGCUGGGGGGCCAUCAGACACCCCCUUGGUUCUCUAACGGGGCAAACCGGGGCCGGAUCAGACCCAACCUCCCUGCCCCGGCCGCGGUCCUGAGGAAAACCGCAUUGAUGGGUAAACCAGCGCCCCUGAACACCUUCCUCUCCAUGAAACCACAAGGGGGCGGUUUACCAGUUCAACAGGAAGUGCCGACCAUCUCAGACGGACUGCUGAAGAUCCCGAACGCUCGGAAGAAACCACAGGAGAGUAAACCCCUCCCACCAAGUCCUGCGCCCGGGACAGCUAUGCCCCCGCCUCCGGUGACGAGACCGUUGGAGGCUGAACCCCCACCAGCAGUGUAUGGACCUGUACCCCCUCCGCCGGUCUUAAAAUCUGCCCCCUUUGAGGCCAAACCCCCACCCUCAGUGUUUGGACCUAUGCUCCCUCCAGCAGUCUUAAAACCUGCCCCCUUUGAGGCCAAACCCCCACCCUCAGUGUUUGGACCUAUGCUCCCUCCGGCAGUCUUAAAACCUGCACUGUUUGAGGCCAAACCCCCACCAUCAGUAUUUGGACCUUUGCCCCCUCCAGCAGUCUUAAAACCUGCCCCCUUUGAGACCAAACCACCACCAUCAGUGUUUGGUCCUGCACCGUUUGAGGCUAAACCCCCACCGCCGGUCUUUAAACCUGCACCUCCAGUUUGUAAUCCCCCUCCGUCAGUGUCCAGACCUCCACCCUCUGAGACUGCCCCUUUCCCUAAACCAGUUCCACCCCCCAUGAUAAGGGUUGUGUCGGACGUGGCGGCUCCGGGGGUCCCGGAGGGAGAGCAGACCCGCACAGUGUUUGUGAAGCCCCCCCCCUUCAUGAACCUGGGAGACGGGGCCCAGAAGUCUGAGAAGCUGAAGACUCACCUCGCUGCAGCCAAAGCCCAGGACCUGUUCCACCUCCUCUACAGCAAGGGGGACCAAACUGGGGCCGCCAACAUCACCAAACCACCAGCGGACCCCAGAGCGGACGCGACAAGUUCCAACAAAACUCACCCUGCCCCCAUACAGGCAGCCAAACCCCCACCUGAGCCUUUGACCAAGACCACACCCCCAUCUGAGCCUUUGACCAAGACCACACCUCCACUUGAGGUCUCUAAACCUCCACCUGAGGUCUCGAAACCCGCACCUGAGGUUUCUAAACCGGCACCUGAGGUUUCUAAACCAGCACCUGAGGUCUCUAAACCGCACCUGAGGUCUCUAAACCCGCACCUGAGGUCUCUAAACCCGCACCUGAGGUCUCGAAACCCGCACCUGAGGUUUCUAAACCGGCACCUAAGGUUUCUAAACCAGCACCUGAGGUCUCGAAACCGGCACCUGAGGUUUCUAAACCUGCACCACCAGACCCGGUUCCCCAAACCCCGCCUGAGUCAGACAUUCAGAUUUCAUCGGUUUGGUCUCUGCAGUCCCCCCCCAUCCAAACUCCUGAUGAACCCCCACCCAAACUGAGUCCCCCUCCUAAGUCUCAGAGUGAGGUGCAGGACCAGACCCCCGCCCCGAUCUCUGAGCCUAACAUCUCCCCACAAUCCAAUCCUGCCAAAGUGGAACCGGCACCCCAGACCCGGUCUCCUCCCAAACCGGCUCCUGAAAUCCAAAAAGAGCCCCAACCCACCCAGGACCCCCAUCUUAAUCUGGAACCCCAACCAGACCACCACACUCAGCUCCAUCCAAAUCCCCAACCAGACUUGACUCCGGAACCUGCUCCCAAACCAGGCCCAAAAACCAGAGGCAAGAAAACCCCUGCUGCCCCCCGCCCUGUCCGGCAAACCAGAUCCCAGACCAGAUACCAGACCCGGCAGCAGAAGUCCGACCCGGAGCCGGCUUCGGGGGAUUCUGACUCUGCCGCUUCGGACUCGAAGGGGCUGGAAACCUCAGACCCGGGUCCAGACCCCAGCCCCGGUCUGGAGGGGGAAAAGGGGCCCAGUGAGGGCGAGGACCUCCCCACGAUGGAGAUCACCCCUGAGACGCUGGGCCUCCCCUCGGACCUGACUUCCUUGGACUUUGACUAUGAUUUUAACUUUGAGUAGGAGGUCUGCAAAACGGACUGGACCUGAAGGCAGCUGACGGACUUGUGUGGUCCUGGGCUCCAGACCUCCUGUGGUCCUGGGCUCCAGACCUCCUGUGGUCCUCGACUCUAGAGGUCCUUCUUGUUCAGUUUCAGUAAAACUAAGUCCAGGAAUAUUUGUUUAAACGCUGGACUUCCUCAGUUCAUGGUGCCGCCGCCCAGAGGACCAGGAAGAGUCAGUGAUGCAUUGUGGGUAAAUAACAGUAAUGAGGACAGAGCAAAAAAGAAAAACAAAAAUAUGUUCAAUAUCACAAGUUUUAAAAACACCGGAUAUUCUUUUAUUUUCUUCUAGAAACUUCAGCUUUUCUCCAAACUUUACUCUCAGUUUCAUCUCCGAGCUGCUGCUGUCUGACGUGCACUCACCUGUCUGACGUGCACUCACCUGUCUGACGUGCACUCACCUGUCUGACGUGCACUCACCUGUCUGACGUGCACUCACCUGUUAUGUUUUAAACUCAACGUUGCAUUCUUCUCCUAAAUCCUAAAGUUUGGACCAAAAGAGCUCCUUUUGUCGGAGGAAAGUCUGUUAGUAAAUACUUCCUGUAGAGUUUUAAUAAAAGUUAGUGAGAAAUAAA
Notothenia coriiceps (black rockcod) is the source of this 3523-nucleotide messenger RNA. RefSeq names its product proline-rich extensin-like protein EPR1. The record is from RefSeq and is a predicted model, not a curated record. Lineage: Eukaryota; Metazoa; Chordata; Actinopteri; Perciformes; Nototheniidae. Gene Ontology annotation, biological process: negative regulation of DNA-templated transcription; positive regulation of DNA-templated transcription. Gene Ontology annotation, cellular component: nucleoplasm. Bases 11 to 2332 code for a protein of 773 amino acids. The transcript has 2 exons.